Molecule: messenger RNA, 809 nt
Organism: Pistacia vera
Lineage: Eukaryota; Viridiplantae; Streptophyta; Magnoliopsida; Sapindales; Anacardiaceae
Product: VQ motif-containing protein 11-like
Exons: 1
Coding region: 114-725 (203 amino acids)
Source: RefSeq, a predicted model, not a curated record
CGCCAUUUCUCAAAGCAAACAAAAACUAAUCAAAAUCUUUCUCUUUUUUAUCUUAUAUAUAUAUAUACUUACAUGUAUGUAAACCUUUCAUUUCUUUCUCACCGAUCUCUUUCAUGGCUUCCACUUCCCACGCCACCACCUCCACCGUCGCCACCAUGUCGCAACAGCCACCGCCAGCUUACCCCUCUGACUCAGCUUCACCCAACACAACUUUUGUCCAAGCCGACCCUUCAACGUUCAGGACAAUAGUUCAGAAACUAACUGGCGCACCCGACGACCCCGCGGCCCCGAAGCUCCCUGUAACUCACCCAAUCCACAACGUGGGUCCGAAAAGACCAGCAUUCAAGCUCCAUGAACGAAGACAAACAGCCAAAAAGCUCGAAAUCAAACUCAACAACAAACCCAACAACAGUAGCGUUAACCCGAACGGGAACUACGAGCUCUGUUUCUUCAAGCAGCGUGGAAAUUCUUUCCUUGUGUCGCCCGUUUCGACCCUGGAGUUUCUUUCGCGCGUGAGCCCGAGAUCGCCGAUGGAGGAGGUGCACGCGCGCGGCGGCAGUCCGAGGGAGCUGUGUGAGGAAGAAGAAGAGAGAGCCAUUGCUGAGAAAGGAUUUUACUUGCAUCCGAGUCCAUUGAGUACGCCGAGAGGAGCUGAGCCUGAACUUCUUCCACUGUUCCCGUUAAGUUCUCCAACAAGUAAUGAUGCUCAUUGUUCUUCUAAUUAGCUCAUCAUUAAUUGAGAUUAACUUAGAUUAUAUUAUAGCUUUAGUUACAUUGGAUUUGUUUUCUAAUUUGUAUUAAUUGUAUGU